AUGGCAACAGAUCCCGCGAACGAAGCCCAAUCAAGCAACUGUCACGCUACGAACGAGCAAGAGCAGGACGCGACUAGAGCGGAAAAAAAGCUCACCGUUCUGGAGUCGCAUGGAUUCAUACUGGGCAAAACGAUCGGGGCUGGAAACUAUGCCACAGUCAAAAUCGCCAGGUCAGAGAAGCAUGGCUGCGACGUAGCCGUGAAAAUCGUCUCGAAAUUCCUCGCUCCCAGCGCCAACUUGAACACUUACCUGCCGCGAGAAGUGCAAGUGAUCAAGCGCCUCCGGCAUGCCAAUAUCAUUCGAUUUUUGCAAGCCAUCGAGACGAGCCAUAGGGUUUACAUUAUUAUGGAGUACGCGGAAAAUGGUAGCUUGAUCGACAUUAUCAGGCGUGACAAGAACAUCGACGAGGAGCGCAGUCGACGCUGGUUCCGUCAAUUACUCAACGUUUUAGCCUUUUGCCAUGAGAGAGGCAUCGUCCAUAGAGACGUCAAGUGCGAAAAUCUGCUGAUGGAUCGCUACUAUAAUCUCAAGCUGUCGGAUUUCGGUUUCGCCCGGGGCCAGAUGAAAUCGCAGGACGGCGUCGCCCCGCUGUCCGAGACGUUUUGCGGCAGCUUCGCUUACGCCUCGCCCGAAAUACUCCGCGGCAUACCGUACAAGCCUCAAUUGUCGGACAUCUGGGCAGCGGGUGUGGUGCUCUACACCAUGGUCUUCGGCAGGCUGCCCUUCGACGAGUCCGUCUGGUCGAAGCUGCUCAAGCAAGUCCAAAGCAAAGUCGUUUUUCCGGACACGCCCAAAGUGUCGCGACCAUGCAGAGCUCUUAUCGUACGGAUUUUAGUGCCGCAGCGCUUGCGACCGCAAAUUCCCGAGAUCCUCUCGGACGAAUGGAUGGCCAUACCCCUGGCUUCGGCUCAGACCUCGACCAAUGAUAUUGCUUUCGUGGGAGAAGGCUCAGAGCCUGAAAAAUCCUCCCCUAAGACGAUCGAAUCGAAAAAAUCUUCCGAUUCGAACAAAAGUAUCGCCAACGAUGAAAAGAACAACGAGACUAAUUAA
Messenger RNA from Trichogramma pretiosum, 1050 nucleotides. Its product is annotated as testis-specific serine/threonine-protein kinase 3-like. The transcript is spliced from 6 exons. Gene Ontology annotation, molecular function: ATP binding; tau-protein kinase activity; protein serine/threonine kinase activity. Gene Ontology annotation, biological process: microtubule cytoskeleton organization; protein phosphorylation; intracellular signal transduction. Lineage: Eukaryota; Metazoa; Arthropoda; Insecta; Hymenoptera; Trichogrammatidae. The coding region runs from base 1 to 1050 and encodes 349 amino acids. The record is from RefSeq and is a predicted model, not a curated record. Gene Ontology annotation, cellular component: cytoplasm.